Mesorhabditis belari is the source of this 501-nucleotide messenger RNA. Lineage: Eukaryota; Metazoa; Nematoda; Chromadorea; Rhabditida; Rhabditidae. The record is from the annotation of a GenBank genome assembly.
AUGGUGAUGAAUUUGGUCAAGGAAGUCACGGAUGGCACAACGGAUAUGGCCACGGAUUUGGUCACGGAAGUCACGGAUGGCACAACGGAUAUGGCCACGGAUUUGGUCAAGGAAGUCACGGAUGGCACAACGGAUAUGGUCACGGAUUUGGUCACGGAAGUCACGGAUGGCACAACGGAUAUGGUCACGGAUUUGGUCACGGAAGUCACGGAUGGCACAACGGAUAUGGCCACGGAUUUGGUCAAGGAAGUCACGGAUGGCACAACGGAUAUGGUCACGGAUUUGGUCACGGAAGUCACGGAUGGCACAACGGAUAUGGUCACGGAAGUCACGGAUGGCACAACGGAUAUGGUGAUGAAUUUGGUCAAGGAAGUCACGGAUGGCACAACGGAUAUGGUCACGGAUUUGGUCACGGAAGUCACGGAUGGCACAAAGGAUAUGGUCAGGGAUUUGGUCACGGAAGUCACGGAUGGCACAUCGGAGGCACCGACGGAUUUAGGC